Molecule: messenger RNA, 1801 nt
Organism: Annulohypoxylon truncatum
Lineage: Eukaryota; Fungi; Ascomycota; Sordariomycetes; Xylariales; Hypoxylaceae
Exons: 3
Coding region: 163-1689 (508 amino acids)
Source: RefSeq, a predicted model, not a curated record
CUAUGUUUUCCAAGUGUAAUGAGCGCUGGUAUGCACAGUUCACGCUCAACUAGAUAACAGUUCGGAAACAGCCUCCUCGCAGUCAACCGAGCAGAUAAGACUGAUGUAAAUUUGAUAGUUACCUAAGUAGAGAGGUAUAUUCAGAAUCCCACUCGGCCUCAAAUGGACCCAGUCAAGCUCUCUUACAUCGGUGCCGAGAUAUUCGAUGCGUUCAAAAAAAUAUUGGAUACUAAACACCCCGACGGAAUCCCCGGACAUCGCCACCUAGCCAACGAAGAGCAGAGGUUCAGGCUAUGGGCUCACAGUCUAGGCCUGAACCAAUAUGGACAUGCGUCGCUAGACUACCGGGUGCGAGAUGCUAUCAUCGCAAAGGACCGUUUGACACAAAUUCUAUCAAGUUUACGAGAGCAUCUUGGUAAUUUACUAGCUAUCGCCAAUGGCGAGCGACACCCAUUCGAGCAGGAUUUCGAGUACAUUGAGGACUCUGAUAGUGAAGACUCCACGGAGAGCGAGACCGAAUCCUGUGCUAGCACACAGAGCCAUUCUAGAAGCAAUAUCUCGUUUCGUGAAGUGGACUUCCGCCUCCAGAGCAUAACAGAAAGGAUAGAUGCAUUAUAUAGCUUGGCAAUGAAGAUUCGUAACCCACGAAAUCGCCAGCAGCGCCCAAACGACCAGUUGUAUAAUGAUAUAUCAGCCGAAGAUCGUGCGUCGUACAUCAAAGAGCGUGAAGAAGCUGAGAUUGCUAUCAUAGCAUAUGCUCAGCGCCAGCAAAUCAUUGAAAUGAGCCCUCGUGAGGACGCAGACCCUAUACCCAUGCCCGAGGAACUUGUCGGUCAAUAUGUCACAGCAGACCAUUGGCUUAUUCGUAGGACUGGCAUCUCGAACGCACGCCGCAGGCAACAGUUCAUAUACUGGAAAGACCACGCCCUCAAGCUAAGCAAAGCGCCUGUUCCAUACCCAUCAACUGGAUCAAUAGCUGAACAGCCGGGCAAAGGAACGCACGCGUAUCAGUCUGUCCAUGAUAUACCAGAACAGUCGGUAACAACUUCAGCAACCCCUCUCCCUGCUGACUUCAUGAAACCUGGGGAAGCCCGAUCUGAAGUUUCACACCAAAGUCGCGUGUCAACGGCAAUUAAUUGGAAGGGCGAAAAGUUUGAAUGGCCAGCGCCACCAACAAAUAUUACAAAUGGACAAUAUUUCAUCUGCCCCUACUGUAAAAUAUUAUGCCCUCGACGAUACCUAAAUAAAGACGCUUGGCGUGUACAUCUCAUUCGCGACUUACAACCAUAUCACUGCACGUACGAAGAUUGCCCGGGGCCCCAUCAACUUUAUGGGACAAGGCAAGACUGGAUCAAUCACGAAAGUCAGCACUCUCGAGUGUGGCAUUGUCAAACACACGGUGAGGAGUUUAUAACACAACCCGAAUACGUGGAGCACCUAAAAAUAUCUCAUCCCGAGGCCACACCCGACCACUUUUCUCCCGAGCUUAUCGCCAGUGUUGUAGGGCCAUCUCUGAAACAGCAGCGUCAUUGCCCUUUUUGUCCAGCAGCAUUUAUGGAGAUCAUCGAAUUGGAGAAACAUGUCGCCUUUCAUCUCGAGCGGUGCGCAUUAUUCGCCUUACCUCCAAUAGCGGAUGGUCCAUAUGAGGGGGGUGGCCACGUUCGCUCGUUAGAUAAUUACGAGGUUUAACAACGUGGCCGGUAAGAAUUGAUAACUGAGGAUUUUGAUUUAACAGACGACCUGGAAUUCUCAGAUAAUGUAUACGAUGAAAGCCUGACAACAGACAACGAAGUCAACGGAA